AUGAAUUCAUCAUGUGUAAAUGUUAAUGAAAAUCUUGUUUUAUUAUUUUUUAUUCUUGGUUGUUUAUUAACAAUCAUUGGAAUUUUACUUAAUCUAUGUUCAUGUUUACUUUUUUAUCGUACUAAAUCUCUUGAUAAAACUCCAUAUGGUAUAUUUAUCAUUGCGUUAUCAAUAGCAGAUAUUAUUAAAUUAAUAGCAGAAUAUAUAGUACAUAUUCUUUAUUUUUAUAUUGAUCAUCGAUAUCUUGUUUGUUCAAUAACAUGGUUUUUAACACUUAGCAGUGAAAAUUUAUCCUAUUUAUUUCUUUGUGCACUAGGAAGAGAUUUUCAUUCUGUUUUUUUUUCUAUUGUUGAAGGUAUUGAACGUAAUUUGAAAGUAUGGAUCACUAAUCGUCGUUGUUUAAUAACUCGUCGACGUGCAUGUAUAAUAACUGUAUUUCUUGUAAUAUUUGUUAUUAUUUAUGAUCAUCCAUUUCUCUUUUUACCUUAUGAUGUUUCAUAUUGUUUUGUAACAUAUUUAAAUCAUUCAAUAUUAUUUUCAUGUGAUAAUGCAUAUUAUAAAUCUUAUGGUUAUUCAUAUUCUUUAACUGAUUUAAUUUUUAUUGAAACUAUUGGUUUAAAUAAUGCCAUUUUACCAGUAUUGAUUAUAUCAACAAAUAUUAUAUUGAUAUUUGGUUUACAACGUCGUGCAUAUCAACGUCGACAUCGUUUAGGUACACGAAAAACAAAUGAUUGGAGAGAACAAAGUGUAAUAUUGUAUGUAUUCAUUUCAAGUAUUACUUUUAUAUUAUUAACAGCACCUACAGGAAUAUUAAAUGCUUGGUCAGCUGUAUAUAAUCAAAAAAUGGCAACAAAUAAUUUAGCACUUAUAUUAGAAUUAAUGGAAAUUCUUCAUCAUUGUUCACAUUUUCCGAUUUUAUUAAUGACAAGUUCAGUUAUUCGUAAAAAAACAUUUAAAAUACUCUUUCAUUCUCGUCAAUCAGAGCAAAUUUCAUUCAAUUCAAGAUUAUCAAGUCAACUACACAUUCAAAAGAGAUCUUUGAGUCAUUAA
Messenger RNA from Adineta steineri, 1050 nucleotides. The record is from the annotation of a GenBank genome assembly. NCBI's taxonomy places the organism in Eukaryota, Metazoa, Rotifera, Eurotatoria, Adinetida, Adinetidae.